AUGUUUAUAGAUCAAGGAGUUAGUGAAAGUGUUACAGAUGUCCAUGAGGAAAUAUUACAUGAUGUGUGUUUUGAUGCAGGUUACAUUAGCAGUAAUGAAAAUGAAAAAGAAAAUAAAGAGAAUGUCUAUGAAGACAGGAAAAACAGAAUGAAACAUGAUAUAGAUGUUGAGACCAAUGUAAGUUACAAAAAUUACAAACUGAGUAAUGUCCUUUAUGAACAUCUUAAUAAGAAAACGAGGUUUAAAAAAGUUCAUGAAGACGGUACACAUACUGGUAAUAGUGGAAUUAAUGAUGGUAAUGGAAGUAAUGGAAAUACAGGGAUAAAUGGAAGUAAUAGAAGUAAUGGUAACACAAGAAGCUAUGAUAAUAAUGGAAAUAAGGGUAUCUGCUACUGUGAGAACAGUGGGGGCGAUUACUAUACCAUACAAAAAGAUCAGCACGUCAAUAAUGAUUGGAAAGCAUUUAAUGAAGGAGGAGAAACAUACGUGCCACAUAUGGUUAAGAAUAAGAUUGGGACUAGGAAUAACACAAAUGCAGGUAGUAGAAGCUUGUAUAAUUGUACAUACGAGAACAGAGUGAACUAUAAUUAUGAUAUGGCCAUGGUACAGGGCAUGUCAACUACUAAGAAUCAUGUGAAAAGUGAUAUGACUAGAGGAAGUCGUUAUCAUCAAGUUAAUGAAAGAAAUAAUAUAAAUAAUGAAACAAAUAUAGAAAAUUAUAAUUGUAAUAAUACAAAUAAGAUAACUUGUAUGAUGCCAUACAAUAUGGGUUCAUCCGUUCAUCGGGAUGACAAUUCACAUGCAUGUUAUAAGAAGAUGCAACCGCUCAAAGCGCUUCAUAUUAACACGAGCCAUAGGAGUAAUGAAGAAUAUAUCAACACUGGAAAUAAAAAGGUAUAUCCAUUAAUGGGUUAUAAAAAUAGGAAUGUGUUGAGAAGAUGUGUGUUGAAUAAAGAUUCGUAUAACACCCUCCGCCAUUCUAAUGACUCACAAGUUAAUGUUAUUGUAAAUGACAAUGUUAAUCGCAAUGUUAAUGAUAGUAUUAAUGUUGAUAUUAAUGUAAACGACAGUGUAUCAGAAGGCACCCACCUGAAAAUGGAAACACAAAACUUCGAUAUGAAGCAACGAGUAAAUGUGUAUUCGGAUAGUGUGUGCAAAGCGGAUGAUGUUGGAAGUGAACAGAACGCUCUGUUAAGUUCCUCUGUUGAAUUGGUAAAAUAUAACUCUAAUAUAAUGAGGAAUAAUAAACAAAAUAAAGAAAUUAACACAUGCGUAUUGAAAUAUAUUCCACCGUUAAAAUCAAAGGUAAAAAGUCAUUUACUCAACAAUUCGGAAGGGAACUCCUCCUAUAAUGAAUAUCAUAGAAAUAAUGAUGCUGAUCAUAAUUUUAUGAUAAAAGAUAAUAUUUACAGAGGUACUCACAUGAACUAUUUGACUAAUAUAGGCUCAAUAGAUAAGACAAAUUUUGAAAAUACAAACAAAAGGAAGAAUUAUAAGAAGGUUAUUCAUAAUCACUUAUGCAAUCAGAAUGAGAACGUUUCAUCAUCUCUCAAAACAAACGUUACUAACAAUAGUCCUAAUAAUUAUAAUGCUGAUUGUAGUAUCGAUUAUAAUAAUGAUUACAGUACCCAUGGUAAACUUUCCUAUGGCACUAGGAAUGUAAAUCACCAGCAUCAGAAUCAUCAUAAUAAUCAUAAGCGUGGUGUAAGCAUAAUGAUACAGAGGGGAAAAGACAGUAAAUAUAGCAUUGGUAGGAAUAACAACAGGGGAGAGAAUGGUAGUACGACUACAAUAAUGUCGAGGAGUUAUAACGUGCAUAGCAGUAGAGCUAUGGGAGUUAUUAGUGACCAUGAUAAGGAGGACGCUAACCUUACCCCUAAUAUUAGCUUCAAUAUUUGUAACCCACUCGAAGGUGUGAAUACUCAAAUAGAUAAACCGAAUCAAACAGUCAGUAAUGUGGAAAUUCAAGAAAAAAAUUAUAACAGAAGGACGUUUGUAACCAAUGCAAGAAUGUAUGAAGUUAGCACGAGAAACUAUCUCAGACAAUAUGCAAAGGAUAUUACUAAUUUUUCUCGUCAAAUGAGCACCUCUCCAUCCAACUUGAACACGUAUAUUAAUAUAAAAAAGAAAGAACAUAAAAAGGUUAGAAGUGACAGCAUGACUUGUAGUAGUAGUAAUGCUAAUCCAAAGUUUUACCCAUUGAAUGAGGUAUUUUCAUCGAAUAAUGUUAAAGGAACAAACAGGAAAAAAAAAAACAACAAAAAUUUUAGCCUUAAUUUAUGUAGUGCUUGUUUAAAUAUUGAUGAUGAAAUUUAUAUAAAACAAAUAAAAGAAAUUAUUAACAGAGAAAUAAUUAUAUCAAAGGAGGAUAGUCAUAUAAUACCUAAGUUGAAAGAGUGUAUAUUACAUAAUUCAUAUUUAUUUUCUAACAUAAAAAAUGUUGAUAGUUUUCGUAAAGGUGGAUUGACAUGGAUGGUUUAUUAUAAUUAUAAAGAUAUGAACAGUGCAGGUAUAAUAAAAACAGCUAAACAGUUGAAUAUAAAUUAUGACAAGUUAGAUAAAGAAAAACUGUAUACAUAUAAUAAUAAUAUUAAUAAUGAAAACGAAUUUAGUUAUGUAGAUUUAAUAAGACAAAAUAUUUUUUUCAAUGAUAAAUAUAUUAUUGAACCAUGUAUUGAAAACACAUGGUUGAAGAAGGUAUUAUUAAUCAUAAAAAAAGAGUCAUUAAAUAUAGAAGAAUUCUUAUUUAAACUGAAAUACUAUUUUUACAAAUCUGUUGUCUUUUUAUACAAAGAAGGUAUAAAGUCUUAUUUAGGUGAUGUAGCUAAUCAAAUGAAAAUCUAUAUUAAUUAUAAUUUCUGGUCAGCAUCUGAAAUUGCUUAUAUUUUAUGUCAACUUACAAAUUUGUGUAAUAUGCAAAUUGAGUUAAGGGUUAAGGGAGAAAUUGGUUGUGUUAUUUAUUUGAAUGAACAACCAAAGGAUUUUCAAGGUUUCGUUGAUAGUCAUAAUUUAAAUGAUACCUUCAGCAAAAAAGACUGGAUCCUUCUGCAUAAGUUUGCAAUCAGAAUGAUGCAAUAUAAGGAUAAUGAAGUGGAAGCAGUGGAAGAAACUAUAACUGAUGAAGCGGUCAUUGAGCUUCAAGGAAAUAAAACCGAUGAAGCAGUCAAAACAGGUCAAACUUCCCAAACAGCAGCGGAUAAUUCUCAACAUUCGAAAAAUUAUGAACAAGUCAGUUUUACCUGCACUGCUCAGGAGGAAAGCAUAUCGGAGCUACCUAAAAAAGGACAGAAACACCAUUUGGGAAAAUCGGUACAGGGAAAUUAUCUCUCAAAUGAUAAUUAUGAAAUGUGCAUGUUGACCUAUCAAUCCUGUUGUUCCUUCCCCAAUCAAGUGAACGAAAUGCAGCAAGUUAAAAGUAAAGUUAUUCCAAAGGAUUCUGAUCAUCUGGAGAACGUAUCCUCAAAAAUAGUAGAAUUUAAUAUGAACCUCUCAAGCAGUAACCUCCACGAAUCUUCUGUAAGUUGCUCUAUGUCAACGUCAAAUGCAGCCAUUGUUACUCCUAAUCAUAACAUUGCUUCUGCUGGGAGUAAUAACGGGGGAAACUAUAGUGAGUGUAUAUUUUGCUCUCCUUCGAAUAAGAAACUCAAGUCGUAUAUGUUUAAUGGAGGGAGAUAUGCGUUUGCCGCAAAACUAAAGGAAGAGAUUAAACAUUUUAAAUCGAAAAGACUAGGUGACUUAAUACAUUUAGUACAGCUAGCUAUACAUAAAGGUAUUUUUGUGUACUCACAGAGAAUAUUAUUACCCGUAUCAGCAUGUGAAAAGAGUGCUGAUGAUUUAUAUCCAAAAGUUAAAAAUUUUAAUUAUGAAAUAUGUGAAACGUUGGGAGAAGUAAUGCAAAUUAUUUCAUUAUUAGUAGAUCAUAAACCGAAUGGAUUAGUACUAGCUCAACUAAAACAGCAGUUUAUUCUUCAAUUUAAAAAAGAACUAAAUAGCUUACAUUUUGGUUUUAAGAAAUUACAAAACUUGUUGCUCUCUGAACCAUUCAGCGAACAAUAUAAAUUGUAUAUCCCGAACUGUAAUCUACAUAGGACUCAUAUUCAACAUAAAAAAUAUAAAACUCCGGAAAACUGUAAAAUUUUUCAGAAAGAAAAUGUUAAUCUGAUGCACCACCUGGAGCUUGUAGAUAAUCAUGAACUUUUCGGAUGCUCUUUGUCUGACUCAUCCGACGGAGGAGAAGUGGACGGAGAGGCGGAUAAUAAAGCGGAUGUACUUCAAUGCGAGACGGCGGAAAAUGCGAACAAAGGAAAAAAGAACGAGGAACAAGUGCAGCAGCAUGUAUUACCAUUUCCAGUAAAUAGUGUCCGAAGUAGCUACUACAACAUACAUAAGAGUAAUCCAGUGGAAGAAAACAAUAAUAAUAUGUUUCCUAACAUAGAUGUAGCACUAGAUGGUCGCUUAACUUGUUUGAGGAAAAGCUGCGAUUAUAAUUAUGAGAACAUCUUUAAUUCUGCAAAAAAUGAACAAAGUGAUACCUCCAUUUUUGGCACUUCCGGGUUAAGUAAAGCAGAUCACAUGAAAGGAGAAGAACAUGAACAGGCUAGCACACAAACUGAGGUAAUAGCAAAGGAAGAUCCCUAUGGACAGGAUUCCAUCAUUCGAAAGAAAAGUAAGUUUGAACAUGUCUUCAGGGAGUGUAUGCAGAUGGAUGGCAUUUUACAUAACGGUGCGCCAAUUGUAGUAGAUGUAGCAGAUGCAUCCAGUCAAUCUAGACCGAACGACGGUGCUUGUGCAGAAGCGAAUCUGACGAACAGCAUACGAACUAGUUAUAGCAAUGUCAAUGCUCUGGGUGGUCAAGAAGGAUCUUCCCAAAUUUCAAGAGAAAGUAAUUAUAACUGUGGUGAGGACAAGUCAUCUAGAAAUAUGUCCAAAAUGGAGGCAUGUAAAAAAUUAGAUGCAGGAAAAAAGAUAAGUAGGAAAAUAGAAAUAAGCUAUAAAAACAUAAAUAGAUUACCGCUUUUUAUUCAAGAAACUGUCAAAACGAUAUUUGAAAGUAAUAAGGAGUAUGUUUUUGAUUUUAACGAGGCGCAAGAUUUUGUAAAUGUAUCAGAUGUUGAAAAGAAUAAACAACUUAAUUGCAAUAACGAUGUGUACUUAACAGUACUGUCGAAACGAGUAGAGACAGAGCUAGAGAAAGAACCGCUAGAUGUAGAUAUAGCACAAGAAUGUUACCAGGUAGAUAGCGAAAUAGACAUGGAAUCGUCCCCAUCGAAAAGUGAUAACUUAAAAAAAUGCUUGAAGAAAAGCAGGAUUAGCCUUAUUAAUUCCCUGUAUCACAUCGAUUUUGAUACGAGGAAUACAAAUACAGAACAAUUCCACGAAAUAAAAAAAUUUUUCAAAAAUCAUGAUGAAGCGAAGGACGAAGCGAAGAACGAAGCGAAGAACGAAGCGGUAAGUGAUGAUACACAUUAUAAUAUUUGGAAUUUUCAUUUUAAAAAGUACGCAUUACCUAGUUACCGUAAAGAUGAGAAGAGUACCUAUACCUCAUUAAACCACGCAGCCGUCUCACCAUUACUAAACAUAUAUUCAUUGAUUAAGAAAUAUAAGAUGAAGAAGAGUACAUAUAGUACUUAUUUCCACAAAAGCAUCAGCAAGUCUGAUACAAAUCCAAUUAAUAAUUGUGAGAAUAAAAGUACCUGUCCAGAUAGCUCUUCUUAUCAUAACAAUAUAUCGUGUUGUAAUGCAUAUACAAAUGAAGUAAGCGUUAUGAAGUCGUCCAUAAGUAAUUAUGAUUGCUCGAAAAAAAUCCAUAAAUUACAUAACUGUACACUAGAUUUAAUAGACGCGAAAAAUACAAAAGUUAACAAUAAAAAAAGUAAAAUGAGCAAUAUCGAUAUAACUAGUUCUUCAAAAAGAAAUUAUUUAGAUCAACAAAAUUUUUACAUGAAUAACGGUAGGAAAACUUGCUAUGAGUAUUUAAGAAGCAAUAAAAAUAAUUUUGCGCCCUUAACUAAUGGUCAUACUAUUAUUCAAAAUGUAGAUUUACAAAAGGCUGAAAGUAAGUAUAAUAACAAUGGGAACGAUUGUUCAUCUAUAGAAGUAAGCAAUAGUGGUAUUACAUAUAACAGAAAUGUUGAUGAUUAUAAUGUUCGUGGAAGUAUGUACGAUAAGUCCAUCAAUAUGGAGGAGAUCUUAUCACAACAGGAACGAAGUAUAUAUGUUGUUAAUUCUGUAAAAGAUGAAUUGCAUAACUCACUUACGAAUGACAGUUGCGUUAGUAAGUUAGUGGAAGACUUGGAUGUUGAUAAGAUGAUGCCGAACUGUUCACGGUUGGAUCAUUUUGGAAAUCAAAGCAAUGGUUUUGAUUUUAACAAGAAGGAAGAUCAAGAUCAUCAUUUGAGUGAAGUAGGAAAUGAAGAAGCACCACGUUAUGAUAAUUAUAAUAAUAAUAUUAGUAGUAGUAGUAGUAGUAGUAGUAGUUCUAGGGGUAUCGGUAGUGGUAGUAAUGGCAGUAACGAUAAUAGUAAUAAUUUACAUCCAUUCGAGAACCCUCUACACAGCGGGAACCUCUUGUAUGAACGGGAUUACAACAGAUGUACUACAAAUUCGUUAGAUAGUGAGUAUAUAAUGACUGGAGGUAGACACAAGGACGCAAAGGACGAGGUAAAAAAUAUGACAAAUAUGAAUGAGCAGAAUAAUAGCAGUGCUAAUCGUAGCAACAGUGAUAUAUAUUAUGACAAGUGUAAUGUGGGGAAUGAUAUAGGCACAAGUGUAUCUAACUGCUUCUUUACGAGUGAGGAAACAUGUUUCAAUAACAGUGGAAGCAGCAUUAGCGGCAUUAACAACAGUAAUGGCAACAACAAUGCUGAUAUUAAAUAUGCUGAUGGAGCUGUUGAUAGGGAUCAGACCUAUAUAAUUAGCAGUCCAUCUUUUAAGAGAGAAGCUUUAAAUUUGUUAACGAAUGAAGUGGUAAAGCAGAAUUACGGGAAAGGAAGUGUUAAUGGUAGUGGUGGAGGUAAUGAUAAUGGAAACGACAAUGUCAACUACUGCAAUUAUAACAAUACGAACCUUCUGCUGAUAGACAGAGAUGUAUAUGAGAAAGUAGAGUGCUCAGAUAAAACUGCAAAUGAAGGGAACAACACAACUGAUAAUGGUAAACUUACGAAUGAGAAGCACUUUAAUUGUGGUAGUUAUCAUAAUGGUAUACCGAUGUAUUCAACAAAUAGAGGCUUUACUGGAUUGUUUCAUAGAACGAACGUAACAGAGGACAAAUGCAACCACAACAAGGGGUUCUUGUGUAACGAUAACUUAAAUGUGAACAAUAAAAAAAGUGCAAUAAAAAAUGAGGAAACGAAAAAUGAGGAAACGAAAAAUGAGGAAGCGAAAAAUGAGGAAGCGAAAAAUGAGGAAGCGAAAAAUGAGGAAACGAAAAAUGAGGAAACUAAAACAAAUGUUAUGACCUAUUCAGGUGUUCAGACGAAUCAUUGUACUAAAGAGAGUUCAAAUGUAUACAAUAACAGGAUAAUCGAUGACAUUUCUUUUAAGCCAAAUACGAAGGGAUUGAAAAGUAAGUACCAGGGGAAUAGUAAUAAUAAAAGCUACGAUGAUAGAAAGGGGUACAAUGCUAGCGGCAAUUACAAUGCAAGCGGCAAUUACAGUGGCAGUAAUAACAAGCGGAUGGAUAACUUCUUCCCCAUGAAUAACAACAUUAAUGUAAAAGACAGUAAAAAAAUUGGCAAAGUGAACAAGUAUUAUUGGAAAGAAGAAGCCUUUUCUAUUAAUAAAUACAAUGACAAACUGUAUUAUGGAAAUAAAGAUAGUAAUUUUAUGAACACAGGAUACAAUAUAUAUCCAAAUCAUAAUGAUUAUAUAUAUAACCGUGAAAUGCUGUAUAACCAUCAUAACGGUAUUAACAACCACGUAAGUAAUAAUCAAUUCAUCAACAUUAACAACAGUGAAGAUAAUUACAUGAACGAGAAUUAUGAGCUUUAUAAUAAUACGUAUAAUAAUAAACACAUUAAGAACAACAGAGUUCAUGCUUAUGAUGAUGAUACAUGUAAUGAUACUAAGAUAAAAAACGUCCACACAUCUCAAUAUUUUAAAAAAGUCAUUUAUAUAAACAAUACUACAAGUGAUAUAUGCAGUAACAGAGACAACAAUAGCAACUCAACCACCACAACAACUACGACUGCUAAUGUCAAUGUUGAUGCUAACGUAGAUGCUAACGUAGAUACUAACGUAGAUGCCAACGUAGAUGCUUAUGUUGAUUCCAGGAUUAAUGCCAACGACAGUGCCAAUGUUAAUGAGAAUGAAAACUACUUCGGUAAUAAUAAUGAUCGCGGAAACAAGAGGAGCAACGCAUUUCACUUUAACCAAAAUGAUAACGAUUACGUAAAGAAGGACAACAAUUUUUUAGUUGGUAUAAGGGCGAGUUACACUGACAGUACAGGAACAAAUGCAGGUAUCAGUACGAAUGAGGAAAGGUACAGCAAUACAUACAGGGCUCCUGAUGCUAGUGAAAAGGUAAGCUUUAAAAGUUGUGAAAUGAUUAAAUCGUUCAGCCGUAACACUGGUCGUAAUGACGUAUAUUAUAAUGAUGAUGAUAGGAAUAUGAAAAAUUUUAUUGAAAAAGAAGUGCUAACAGGGUUGAACAGCAACAGUGAAAGCAAUGACAAUAACAAUGAUGGAAACGGCAUGAACGAUGAUAGCAGUAACAUGAACAGCUGUGGAAGCAAUAGGGAUGCUAUUUAUAAAUACGAUGAAAAUGAAACCUUUAAAACGAAGGGCAGUUCUGAUGAGAAAACAAUACCAACAACCUUUUUGUCCCACUGGACCAAUUGUGCAAGUGAGGAUACAUAUAUUAAGGAAGAUUAUGCUCAGAAAGAUUAUAGAAUGAAAAGUGACAACCCAAGUGAUAAUAACAUAUUGUUUGGAAAAUUAGCUGUGACAAAUAAUACAAAAGAUUUUUUAGUAAAUGCAUCUUAUAAAAAUGAGGGGAUAAAAUAUGCAUACGAUAAUAGCAUAACAGGAAAGGAAAUUUUUCAAAACAGCAGUAAUUUCGCCUUAUAUAGAAAUGCUAAAAACGAAGGAUACAAAAACAAAAGCGUGCUAAGAAAAAGUAAAUACAUUGACAAUAAUACAUUGUCAAACUGUUCAUUUGUAAGGAUACACAACAACAGUGUACUUAAUAACUGCGUAGAGGAAGAAUACAGCAGAGUUAAUAAGCCAAGAGGAGUUAUCGAAAAUAAUUAUUUGCAAGAUAAACAUAAUAAUAAGGAUGAUUUUUAUGGGGGAUCAAACACAUUACUUAACAAGUAUAGUAAAAAUAGAAAAAGUACACUAAUUAAUAACACAUAUUUAUCCUGUCAGCAAAAUAAAAUGAGAAAAAAUCAUUUCGUAAAUUAUAAUAGUUUACAUAUAAACAAUUCAAAUUUCAAAGAUGAAAAAAAGUAUUAUAACAAAAAAUAUUUUAAUAAUUAUGAGACAGGGAAAUACAUAAAAAAUGAAACAGGGAAAUUUAACAAAAUUUGUAGAAUUAAAAAUAUUUACUCAGAAAAUAUUGAUAAUAAAUAUAGCAAAAAUGAUAUAAAAAAUGGAUGCAAUGUGAAUGGGAAUUUAUUAUAUCAACACAAAAGCUGCAAUGAUGAUAUGCUUAGUUCAAAGGACCCUAUAAAUUUUUCCUCAUUCACAAGCCCCAAAAAACAAGCAAUUAGUAGAGAUAACAAUUUUUUUGGAAAAGACGAUUUUUAA
Molecule: messenger RNA, 9747 nt
Organism: Plasmodium malariae
Lineage: Eukaryota; Apicomplexa; Aconoidasida; Haemosporida; Plasmodiidae
Product: conserved Plasmodium protein, unknown function
Exons: 1
Coding region: 1-9747 (3248 amino acids)
Source: RefSeq, a predicted model, not a curated record